CGCUCUGGAUCGUUGUUAGUGCUGGAGAGCAGCAGCAGUGUGUGUAUGGAGUCCGCGCUCGAUCAAACUCCAGCAGUUGAUAGAUCGGGAUGAGAACAGGGCUCCUAUGCUCCAGCAGUCCUACUCGAAUAAAAGACUACUGCAUAUGAGAGACUGAGAUUACGAAGGUUUAACGGGCUUGAUCAGUCUGUUCAUCUGUCUGGCUAUGUGGCUAACUGCUUGAUCUAAUGGAAAGACCAUCUGAGUUUGUCUGAUGUGAGUUUGUGAGCUGCAGCGCGGCUGGAUACAAUGUUUCUCGUAUUUCUUUCAUCGGAGCGUUUGACGCGCUACAAAGUAACAACAUCAAAGCAGCCCGAACGCUCCAGCCUGAAGAAUGACACAAAGUACCGGUAACCCAUCCAGAUAAACAGAAGACAAGACUGAUUCAGGAAACUCUCUCAGACCUGCUUUAAUGUGCAUUUGCGGAGCGCGUUCCAGAGCCAUUGCAUUGAGGAUGUCUUAGCCCAGCAUACACUCGGCAAGGGAGGACUCUGCUAGUUUCCACCACUUUGGGAACUCCAUGUCAUGAGACAGCACCAGUGAUGGAGAUCCACUGAGUCCUGUCCCUGAUUCUUCACUGUCCUUUCCCCCUUUACCCCUGCCCUGCCUGGCAAGUGCACGAACAUGCUGCGCUUCCUUCCUCUCAAGCUUGUCCGUUUGUACCGGUGUUUGAAGCUUCUUUUCAUUGUGGGUCUGUUUGUUAUCUUGCUAAUGAACACGCACAAUCUCUUCGCCUCUUUCCAAAAGAACGAACUCACCGAUCGACGGUUCAUCAACCUCAACAAGUGUCCGGCCUGCUUUGGCACAAGUUGGUGUCGUAAGUUUAUGAAUGGACAAAUAUCCUUCGAGACUUGGGGUCGCCUUCGCUUCCUUGACAUCUUCAAUGUAAAAAACGUGUUCUUCGCCCAAUAUGGGGAGCCUCGAGAGGGUACGCGGAGGAUCGUACUCAAGCGAUUGGGUUCUAAUCAAGAGCUAGCCGAUAUUGACCAGAAGAUUUGCAAGAGGGCAACGGGGCGUCCUCGUUGCGAUCUCAUCCAGGCCAUGUACAAGACAGAGUUCGCCAGACUCAAUGGGGAUGUCAGACUCUUAACUCCAGAUGUUGUUGAAGGCUGGUCAGACCUUGUUCAUUGUCCAUCCCAGAGACUGCUGGACAGAAUAGUCAGGAGGUACGCCGAGACAAAGGACUCUGGAAGCUUCCUGCUUAAGAACCUUAAAGAUACAGAAAGGAUGCAGCUCUUGAUGACCUUGGCUUUCAACCCAGAGCCCCUAGUGCUUCAGAGUUUUCCAUCAGAUGAAGGCUGGCCAUUUGCAAAGUACCUGGGUGCUUGCGGGCGGAUGGUGGCAGUGAACUACGUGGGCGAGGAGCUUUGGAGUUUCUUCAACGCUCCCUGGGAGAAAAGAGUAGAUCUGGCCAAGCAACUGAUGGACAUCGCUGAGCAGCUCACCAACAAUGACUUUGACUUUGCUCUCUAUCUGUUGGAUGUCAGUUUCGAUAACUUCGCCGUGGGCCCGCGGGACGGGAAAGUCAUUGUGGUGGACGCAGAGAAUGUGGUGGUGGCCGACAAGAGGUGGAUCAAACAAAAUAAACUUGAGAACUACGAUGUCUGGUAUGAGAGCAAGUUUGAGGACUGUGACAAGGAGGCCUGCCUUUCCUUCUCUAAAGACAUGUUGUGUUCACGGGUCACAGUGGACCAUAACUAUUACGCAAUCUGUCAGAACCUGCUCUCGCGAUAUGCGACAUGGCGGGGCAGCUCUGGUGGGCUUCUUCACGACCCUCCACCACACAUAGCCAAAGAUGGCCAGCUUGAAGCUCUGUUGGAUGAGUGCGCCAACCCCAAAAAGCGAUACGGACGCUUCCAGGCAGCUAAAGAACUGCGCGAGUACCUAACCCAGCUCAGCGGCACCGCUAGGUAAUGACUGUCCAUGCCCUUCAGUGCUCAACCUCCACCCGUCAGUAUCAGAUGAUGUCAUCAGGGUAUGGGGAUUCCCACUGGAUGCAUGAUAAAGAGAUACAGAUUUGUGGACGUCCAUGUCUUGAAGGUCUGACGUCUGGGCAAAAGAAUGCUUUGGACUUCUUUAACUCUAUUUCAGACCAGUCGUCCAUCACUAUCACCACUUCUGUGUAUAUUUUGUUUUGCUUACAUGAAUCUUUAAAUUAUUGAAGAGUCUUGGGUUUGUUGCUUUUAUUCAAUGGUUUAUUUUGCAAUAAAGGCUGUGGUUUACACCAUUAUUGAUAAUCCAGAAGCAUACUUUACGCAAGUGCAUAGACAUAAAGGUUUGGCCAACUCAUUGCAAGCAGAUGUUAUUAUUCAGGUAGGUAGCUAUAAACUCUGGCAAGCCAAAUUGACUUUAAAUCAUGUGCAUAUGAAUUCUAGAUAUAUAAAAUGAAACUUUUUCUAGUUAAAAAUGCAACUUUUUAUAUUGGUAAUGGAAUUAUUACUAGUGAAAAUGCCAAUUUUGGAUAUCGGUAAAUUACAUUUGCACUUGUAAAAAACAAAUUAUCAAAAAUUAUAUCAUAACUCACAGAAAUAAACAUUCUUGAUAGCAAAAAUUGAAUUUCAACUAGAAAAAGCUUCACUAGUGAAAUUUCACAAUGAUUUUUCAUUCACUCCUGUUCACAAUGCAAAUACAAAUAUCUAUAAUUAAUUUCUUACAAGUUAAAAUGCUAAAUACACAUAUCAGCUAUGUACUUCUUAUUAAUAGAAAGUUUUAACAUUUUAAUUUUUUUUCUAAAUAUUUUGACGUUAGAUUUGGUAUUUCAGAUAUCUGGAAAUUGAUUUCAUAUAUCAAUAAAUUAAAGAGUAAUUAAAGAUAUUGUAAAAUACUUUUUUACUAGCUACAAUAACAUAAUAGAUAUCAUUAUAGACAACAUUACCACCAAAUCAAAAAUAGCAUUUUUAGUCUUUGUGAUUCAACUAUUGAUAUCGUGAACGGACAUUUGCACUCGCAACAAUGUAAUUAUUGAAAUAAAAAAUCUAUAAUGUUUACUAGUAAAAAGUACAUAUGGGUAUUUAGAAUUUUAACUAGUAAGAAAUUAAUUAUAGAUAUCUGUAAUUGCGUUUUGAAACAGGGUUCAAUGACAGAUCAUUGUGAAAUUCUGCUAGUGAAAAUGCAGUUACAAUUACAUUUUAUUUUUUACUGAAAAAUGUAAAUUCCCUGUUUGAUAUGAAGAACAUGUAUUUCCAGUGAGUUGUGACAUCAUUUUUUAUAUUAAGAAUUAAAAAUGUUACUAGUGCACACCCUAGUAAAAGUUGAAUUAGAGAUAUAUAUUAACCUGCACAUAAUUAAAUGUCGAAAGGAAUUGCGAUAAUAAACAUGUAGAUAGUUUAAAGCUGAAGUGUGCAAUUUCUUCACCACUAGUGUCACUAAACGGAAUUGCAAAAAUAAUGACCCAAACUUUCACCCUAUGCCCACACACACACACCAUGUUACACUUUUCUAAAAAAAAAAAAAAAUAUGUUUUAAAUUAAACCUGCAAGUAGCUAACUUGUUGUCUCCUCUUAUUUAGUUGCAAUAGAAGAAAAUAUUAUAACGUUGAAAAAGUUACAUACUUCAGCUUUAACUAACUUUAUUCACUAAGAUUAUUUUCAAACUGUUUCUCCGCCAUGACAGCAGUUGAACUGAAAGAGGAAAAAGAAUAAUAGAAUAAGACCGUUUACGCCAAUGCCAACUAUAGCGCCCCUUGUGACAAUGUUGAGAAUGCAACACAUACUCGUGUUACGUCACGAAUUGCGGUCAUAUGUUUGGGGCCUUAACAUCCUGCAAUUUACUCUGCUGGAGGUUUACUUGCAAAAUAUUGAUACUCAGAAAGUCAUCUGGGAGUGUUAAUACACAGCAAGUCAAGAGCGACUGCAGUGAUCCCAAAAAGUAUUUGGACACCUAUAAUGGUGUGAAUAUCAUUGUAUUAGGUACAUAAUAUCAAACCAAGUGGCAUCUGCAAAGAAUUGAAGCUAGACGUUUUCUCAGAACUUCACUUUCUUUGUCGUUUUUGCUAUUCUUUUUAAUUGGUCCCAACAUUUAGGGUACGUUUUAUGGAUUUUAGUGAAUGUAUAGUCAUAGUUCAUCAUAUUAACCACUGACAUGUUCCACUAAUAUUUAACAACCAGAUAGUGUCUUUCAUCUUCAUUUUGAAGAGUAUGUCUAAUGUUUUGUAAUUGAAAACCCAAUGAAGUUUGUGUUUUGUGAAAUGUUUUCAUUGAAAAGUGUGCUUGUGUUGUUCCAAAUACUUUUUGGGUCCACUGUAUGUCUAAAACUUGUCAGAGAGUGUCUUCCGGCUAAUUGAUUUACUUACAUUCCAGAAAGAAUGGGUUUGGCAUAGUGUCGUUUUAAAAUGCUAGAGAGGAUUUCAAAAUCUGUACAUAAUUAGAAGAGAUUGGAGGGGAAAUGAGUUGGAAUUGUUUUGCGUAUACCAAAGAGUCUGGUUCUAUGUAACUCAAACCUCUUAAUUAAAGGGGCAGAGCCUCUCCGUGAAAUUGAGCAUGUUCAACCCAUCAAAAUUACCCUAGAGAAACUUCAUAAUGCACUGAGACUUGUUGCAAAGAUAUGUGUUUGUAUUAAUCAAGCAAAGUCCAAGAAGGGCCAUGAUAAAUCCAAAUUUUGUAUUGCUUUUAAAUCAGAGCAGGGCUCAAUAAUCUACUGGCACAGGAUGUGUUGUAGCACUAUAAAACUUCAUAACCUGGGAAUUUGCAUCCACACAGGCUAAAAGGGAUUUUCUGUCUUUAAAAUCCAUCUUUACUUUUCAAUUUUACAGCUCUGCAAUUGAAUAAAUCAAAAUUUUAUUAAAUGUCUCUAACACUUAAUAUCAUUUAACUUCGAGCCAUUUUUUUCAGCCCUGGUUUGAUUUUGCACUUGGUGGACCGAAGAUCAGUAUGCUAAUGAGUAUGCGAUAGAUAAAAAAAGUGUACGAGUGCUUGACUGACAGCGUCACUUCAUUGAGCCUGGAGUUUGAAAGUUAAUUAAUGUUUCUGCCAGAUCAAAUUAAUAAAAUAAAUUCAGAUUUUAAUCUUUGUAUUUGGGUUCUGGCCAUGCAGGCCCUCAACAGUCAAAGCAAUAAGUGUUGAUCACACCGUUAUGUCAGACGAUCCCCUGCUCUUGUCCAAUCUUCACCUGUGACUGGAUGGCCUCUCUUUGAGUGUUGGCACGUGAGAAAUAUUUUGCGUGCAUAAAUAACUGUACGCUUUUGUACUGUAAUUAUAUUUCAGUUGAGUAUUUUAUCAGCUGUGUCUGAUUUUACUGUGCCUUUCAUUCAGAAGUUGUAUUUACAACUUUUUAGUAUGUUUAAAUAUCAAAUAAAUGAAUAUAUAUCUAUAUAUAUAUAUA
Molecule: messenger RNA, 5358 nt
Organism: Myxocyprinus asiaticus (Chinese sucker)
Lineage: Eukaryota; Metazoa; Chordata; Actinopteri; Cypriniformes; Catostomidae
Product: divergent protein kinase domain 2A
Exons: 4
Coding region: 664-1953 (429 amino acids)
Source: RefSeq, a predicted model, not a curated record